AUGAUCGCAGUUGCCAAAACUGCACUGAGGAAAUGCAGGAUGAUCGACAUCUGGCACAACAACGUUGAGCGUGUCGCAUGGCCUCCAUCAGAACUUUGGUCAGCUGGAAAACACGCCUCCAGUAUCUACAAUAUUGUUCCUUGUGAUUGUGUGAACAUCUACAGGAAAGGUGCAGCACCAACGUACGAUCCGAAGAUUCAGUUACCGCUCAGCCUUCUUCCACUGCCCGGAUCCAGACGCACACCGACGCUCAUCCUGCAGCCAACGCUCUCAACCUCCAACGCAUGGGGCCUGAAGAACGGACGUUCGCUUGCCCACGGUGCAGGACGCGCCAUGUCUCGGGCAAAGGCACUAUCGGCAUUGGCACAGAAGUACAAAGGCCAAAACAUCCUGGAGCCAUGGUUGACAGACUUGCAAGGCACGUGGGUCAUCUGUGACGAAAAAGACCUUGUUUUUGAAGAAGCUCCAGACGCAUACAAAGACGUUCAGGCUGUCAGUCAAGAUCUAGUCGAUGCCGAUGCAGCGCAAGUUGUCGGCUGGUGUCGAUCUAGGAUCAGCUACAAGGUCAGAAAUGAGACAUGUUGA
This is a messenger RNA of Alternaria arborescens, 585 nucleotides long. RefSeq lists its product as hypothetical. Gene Ontology annotation, biological process: RNA processing. The coding region runs from base 1 to 585 and encodes 194 amino acids. Gene Ontology annotation, molecular function: RNA ligase (ATP) activity. The transcript has a single exon. NCBI's taxonomy places the organism in Eukaryota, Fungi, Ascomycota, Dothideomycetes, Pleosporales, Pleosporaceae. The record is from RefSeq and is a predicted model, not a curated record.